UCAAACAGUGAAGUUUCCACUGGCGCGUGAGGGAGAGGGGAGACGUCACGCCAUGAAUAAACAUAAAAUUAAAUAAAAUCACAAUAAAAGUGCGUUUCAGUCAAACGCAACAUAACGCAGCGGUUCUCUGUGAAGGAUUUCUUCAAUGCAUAGUUAUUGAUAAUUAUGUAAUCAAUGGAAAUCAUAAACGCACGAUAGAAACACAAGCUUUGAAUCAAUGCUUUGAAGAAACUGGAUCUUGGAGAGUGGCUGUCCAGUCUUCAUACAUCAGUGCUGAUUCUGGCAACUUCAGAGUGAAGAUUUUUUUUAAAAAUCAAAUGGUCUCUGACAAUCACUUUUAAGCAAUUUCUAAGCAACGAUCCUAAAUCAGAGGCCCUUGCUUUUAAAUUUACAUUUAAGGCUAAGACUAAAGACUUCCACCCUAAUAUUUGCAAGAGAUGUUAAGAAGGCCGUAGGUCCCUAUAUCACUGAAAUAACUUUGAAGAAAUAGUCUAAUUCAUCAUGCAUCUGGAGGUGAAGGUUGCGUUGAACUUUAUCGUGUCGUAUUUGUACAACAAGCUCCCGCGCCGCAGGGCUGAUCUGUUUGGCGAGGAGUUGGAGCGUAUCCUGGUGUCCCGUUUCAAAGGUCACUGGUACCCCGAGGCUCCUUUACGUGGUUCAGCCUUCCGCUGCCUCCAUCUGGGGGCUCCCAGGGACCCCGUGGUGGAGCUGGCAGCCAGGAGAAGUGGUCUGGACACAGAGGAGGUCCGAGCCAACGUUCCCCCCGAGCUCAGCAUUUGGAUUGACCCUUACGAAGUGUCCUACCAGAUUGGGGAAAAGGGUGCAGUGAAAGUCCUCUACAUGGAGAAUCCGGCAAGUUUAGCUGGUGACGCCGAGAGGUCUGACAUCAUGCUCAAAGGAGACAUAGAGUUUGAGGAAGUCAAGAAUCUGGGCUUUAACCCAGAGGCUCAGGUGUUUGUUCCCAUUGGUGGCCAGGUGUCGCCAGUCAUGCUACCAUCGCUCUCCAGUUCGCCGACCCCACUUUCUACCUCAUCUUGCCCAGGGCUGUUCAGUUAUGCCGCUCCCAGCACUCCCACCAACCCCAGCACUCAUUCCUCCAACACCUCCACCCCGUCGCCGCCAAGCGCCAGCCUCAUUUACCCUCCGUCCAGCUCCCGUCCCACACCUCAGCCAAUCACCUUCACCACAGCCAGCUUCGCCGCCACCAAAUUUGGCUCCACAAAGAUGAAGAAGUGUGGGAACCCUGGAGUUCCCUCCGGUUCUGGCGUCGUCGUGGCUCCCCAGCAGAGGAUGAUCACCCGCUCACCCAACACUAUCUCCCCACCAGGGCUGGUCAAGCACAAACCCCUUUCCCUCUCCAUGCACUCUCUGGCUGGACCCAUCCCAAGCCAACUGUCUCCUAAUGCCAAAGAGUUUGUGUUUCCCGUUUCCCAGAGGCCGGUCUACUUCGAUGCAGAAGUUGCGCCAAUGAACCCGUUCCAGGCUCCGCACCCACAUGCUUCGUUCGAUCCAUUCUCCAGCCCCCCACCAGGCCAGGCUGUGGGAAUUGUUGGGGGCAACAGUGGCAUUUCCUUCAUGGAUAAACCUCCAUUUGUGGAAGGACUUGGAUACAACCUGCAGUACUCUGGCCAGGCCUUUCAACCUGUGGUGUUGGCCAACUAAAGUCUCAGAGUUGAAGAGAUCCCAAUGCUGAAAGACUUUCCUUGGACACUUUUUUUUUUUUUUUUUUUUUUUUUUUUUUUCUUUUCCUUCAUGAAUCAUUGUUACUACCACCAUGACAAAUCAAGAGUAUUAUGACUACUAAUUGAGUAUUACUUGUGAUUGCUACUUUACCAUCCAUUUGUUUGUUUCAUGAUGUUGUUUUAUUAUUAGUUGGAGUAACCAUCCUCCUGUUGCACAGGUGUUUUUGCAUUUGUUGUUUUUCAGUAAUGAGUCACUUGAUUAUGGUGUCCCAAAUGUUUGUCUACAUAAUGUGGUGAUUUCUGCUGUGACUAAUGUUAAUUUUUAAAAUUGAUUCUGGGAAAAAAAAAGCUAAUAUUCUUAUGGAAGAUUCUAGAUGCUAAAAAGGGAUUUUUGGGAUGGUGUUAUGUUCAGAAAUAAGACUCUCUGGAGAUAACAGCCAUGUUCAGUCGCACCUCAAUGGUCAUAAUUGAGGAUUUAUGGUAAUUUUAUGACAUGUUCUCUGAACUGAUAUGCAUCUUGAGCACAUGACUAGCACAUUCUGUAUGUUGGCUCAACUUUAGGAUUCUCCUUUUCAGUUUGAAUGCAUCAAGCCAAAUCCUGAUGAAACCAGCCAGUGUUUGAACCCUUUUCUAGUGUCGUCAAGAGUCAGAUUGAGGAUUGAUGCACAUUCUCAAAGAUCUCGUAAAUUCAGACACAGAAGAACAGACAGAAUGAUUUGGAGGAUUGUUGUGCAGGUCUGAUUGGUUUCGCUCUUGGUUUUCAGUCAGAAGUACAGCAGAGGAGGUUUUGAUUAAACCGCUGUAUGUCUUUGAAGGGAUGGGGCACGAGAUAAAAGCUCAUUGGUGCAGAGAUCCUCAGAUUAGCUUUCCAGCAUGUUGAAUUUAACGCACUCUUAUUUUUAUAUGUUCCAGAAGUCAUAAAUCGUGGUUCGGAAGAGAUCAUACCCUGAAAAUUGCACUUUGUUUUCUCCGCUCUAGGACUAUGAAUGUUACCUCAUAUAUUCUGACUGCAGUGGCUGUGUUUUGUUAACCGUUUUAUUGUGCUAGGAUGGAGACUGGUGUUCUAGAAUUUUCUUGAAGGUAGGAGCCUUAUGACGGCUUCCUUUUAUGACAUCACUUCCCCCUCAGCGUUCCGUCCCAUCCUGGCGCGUUGCACUUUAUGCAUCGGGCCUUUGGAAACUCCCGUAAUGCCUCACGAUAAACUCUAUAUGCUAGAUGCUAAAGGUCCUUUACUUGCCCUUUAAUGCCAAUUAUGUCUGAACUAUAGCUUGGUAAUGUAGUUUAAAGAUUGUAUUAAAAAAUGGAGGGGUUUGGGUGAGACUGUAUACGUCCUGACCCUCUUGUGACGUCCCUCCCUGACAUUGAAAUGUGAACGUUAGCUUCAAAUAUUUCAAUCGUUCCAUUGAUUUCAUUUGGGGUGGGUGGGGUUUAGAUUUCUCUAUAAAUGCUAUGACUGGGUGUAUUUUUACAUUUGUUUGUAAUUUAUUUACAAUUUUUCUAUAUUUUUUUUGUUUUUUCAAAAGAGUUCUCUAUGGCAUUUAUAAAGCAAAUUAAGAGAUAUAUACGAUGAUGACAUGAAUAUGUAUAUAUUUCUUAUGUUUGAGAUCUUUUGUUUAGUUUCUUACGUGCUGAAGUUAUUUUUUCAGAAAUAACUAUAUGAAUAUAAAAAUAUGCAAGAUGAAAUGACUAAUAAAAUGUUUAACAAAGUG
Megalobrama amblycephala (Wuchang bream) is the source of this 3391-nucleotide messenger RNA. Its product is annotated as protein Tob2. Gene Ontology annotation, molecular function: transcription corepressor activity. Bases 502 to 1662 code for a protein of 386 amino acids. Lineage: Eukaryota; Metazoa; Chordata; Actinopteri; Cypriniformes; Xenocyprididae. Gene Ontology annotation, biological process: regulation of gene expression. The transcript has 2 exons. Gene Ontology annotation, cellular component: nucleus; cytoplasm. The record is from RefSeq and is a predicted model, not a curated record.